AUGAUUGAUUGGUCAGGCAAUUGCGGUAAUUUAGUAGCAGCAGUUGCGUACUUUACUGUUGAAGAAAAGCUGAUUAAAAAUCCAGUUGAAAAUGGUAUACAACUAGUGCGUAUUUGGCAAACUAAUGUAAAUCAAGUCAUUCAUGCUCAUGUACCUGUUCGGAAUGGUUUACCAAUUUACAAAGGUAAUGAUAAACUCGAUGGUGUUAGCGGUACAGCCUGUGCAUUUCGAAUUGAUUUUUUAAAUCCAUCUACGGGUGCAACGCUACCUACUGGUAAUGUCAUUGAUUUACUUCAACUAAAUGAUGGUAGUCAUAUCGAAGCGUCACUGAUUAAUGCAGGAAAUCCCACUAUAUUUAUUCGUGCUCGUGAUGUUGGUCUAGCAGGUACUGAGCUACCUGU
Didymodactylos carnosus is the source of this 401-nucleotide messenger RNA. NCBI's taxonomy places the organism in Eukaryota, Metazoa, Rotifera, Eurotatoria, Philodinida, Philodinidae. The record is from the annotation of a GenBank genome assembly.